UUUCAUUGGCCCCUUUUAUUAUGUUAAGAGAUAAAUAUUGAGAAAUAAAUUUUAAAUUAAUUUAAUUUUUUAAAAGUAUUUCUAAUAUUAUUUAGAUAUUAUAACUUGUGACUUGUAUGAGUUUCAGGAGAUCUGUUUCUUUUCACUAAAACAGAAAACUUUUUAAAGUCGUUCAUACAAUAAUUUAUGGACCUUUAAUUCAUUUUAAACUUUUUUGAGGAUUUAGGAAAACUAUUUACAUAUGUAAACGCCAUCUCUAAUUUGUAAAAGUGUUUACAAUCUGUGAUCGGAACUAAGAAUGUCGUUAUUAAUACGAAUUGCGUGUAUCGUAACUCAUUUGUCUAUUGUACUGACAAAGAAUAGGACACAGAACUUUCACAAGUAUUGUAUUAUUGGAGCAGGUCCAGCUGGUUUACAAUUUGGAUAUUUUCUACAGUCAUCUAAAAGAGAUUAUAUUAUCUUUGAAAAGAGUCAUACUCCAGGUCACUUUUUCACCAUCUUUCCAAGACACCGUAAAUUAAUUAGUGUAAAUAAACGUCACACUGGUCAAAGGAAUAAACAUUUCUCUUUUCGGCAUGACUGGAAUUCGUUGAUCUCUGAGGAUGAAAGUCUUCUGUUUACUCAUUACUCUAAGGAAAUUUUUCCUUCAGCUGACCUGUUAGUCAGAUAUUUUCAAGACUAUCAAAAGAAACUGGAUAUCAAAGUUAAGUUUAAUACAGAGGUGCGACAGAUAUUGAGAGUCAAACAUCAUAACACUAGCUUAUAUCAACUGAAGGACAAGUCAGAUCAUGUUUACUAUUGCAAAAUUGUUAUAGUUGCUACUGGGAUGUGGAAACCAAAUAUCCCCAACAUAAGAGGCAUUGAGAAAGCAUUGGGCUAUGAGACUUUCAAUACAAACCCAGAAAUAUACGAAAAUAAAAGUAUUUUAAUCUUGGGUGUUGGAAAUUCUGCCUUGGAGACUGCCACAUCUCUCUACAGUCAUACACAAUAUGUUCACCUAAUUGCAAGACAACCAAACCUGAAUCUGGCUUGGUCUACACAUUAUGUUGGAGAUAUAAGAGCUGUCAAUAACAAUCUUCUCGAUACAUUUCUACUCAAGUCUUUGGAUGGUGUCUCAUGGCUAGAUUUAAAAGGUUCCAGUAUUCAAGAAAAACAUGGAAAAUACUUUGUCGUCCUAAAUGAACAUUAUUUAUCAAACACGAACAAAAAGCGGUUCGUACCUGACAAUUUCGCUUUACGUGGUGGAUACGAUGUAGUCAUCAGAUGCUUAGGAUUUACCUUUGAUGAUUCUAUUUUUAGUCCAUCAUCUCUAAGUAGACCAUGGGGUCGAGCAAGAAAAUACCCAGCUAUUACUGACAGCUACGAGUCGGUUGACUUACCUGAAGUAUUUAUUGCUGGAACUGCGGCGCACUCUUUAGACUUCAAACGCUCUGCUGGAGGAUUCAUUCAUGGAUUUCGUUACACAGGUCAGUCGUUACAUCGUCUGUUAGAAUGGCGUUUUGAAAAUGAAAGAUGGCCUUCCGUAACAAUUACGUUUGAAAAUUUACUUGGUCACAUUCUUAAAAGACUAAAUGAAGGUUCUGGUAUCUAUCAGAUGUAUGGUGUUUUGGCUGAUGUUAUUAUUGUACACAGGGAUACUGAUUCAGCUAUAUAUAUAGAGGAAUUUCCAAUUAAAUUGUUACAUCAUUUACCUGAGUGCACAGGACACAACGCUUCAGAAAUAAUAGUUGUUUUUUUAGACUACGGAUGGUUAAACACAAAUGACAACAAGUUUGAAGCCAUUGCAUCAAAUGCUCACCUUUCGUAUUUUUUACAUCCAAUUUUAUAUUACUUUAAAAAUUUGCCAGCAGAGUCAGAUUUUCAAAGAUGGAAAGAUUAUGACCGUUUGCCUCGUCCAGAUUCCAUUCAUCAUGUGGUAGAGGACUUCUUGGUACUUUGGCACUCUUUCAAUGAGCAUAUUCUUCCUUUAAAAAGAUGGUUGGAACACGUUUUACGCAGAAAUCUCAGAUACUUUUUCUGGGACAAUUGUUUGCAAAUUAUUUUAACACAGAUCAGCUCUCCAAAAUUUUGUCAACAAUUUUUAAAAGGCCAAGGUCUUGUUGAAAGAUCUCAAGGAAAAGCUGUCCCUUACGCUCGUAGAGUUGUUAUGGCUACAUUGUAUUCGUCGAAUUGAUCCGCCUUCUUACGAUAUAUUAUAACAAUAAAAAUAUAUUAAAUUAA
Molecule: messenger RNA, 2220 nt
Organism: Biomphalaria glabrata
Lineage: Eukaryota; Metazoa; Mollusca; Gastropoda; Planorbidae
Product: FAD-dependent oxidoreductase domain-containing protein 2-like
Exons: 14
Coding region: 299-2173 (624 amino acids)
Molecular function (GO): monooxygenase activity; flavin adenine dinucleotide binding
Source: RefSeq, a predicted model, not a curated record